GCCGCUGUUCUGGUUCUCCUUAGUCGCACUUUGCAUUUGGGGUUCGACGCCCGUCAAGUCAAAUGAAGCCCCCAAAUACACGCAACUGGGAGCUCCCAAUCCCAAGCGAGGUAGGAUAAUUUUGGGCGACCGAGUUUACUUCUUCCGCUUCUUCUUCCAAUCGGUCUCCACUACAGAUAACAAUAACUGUAACUAUAUUAGAAAUAGAAGGAGGCGAAAGUGAAGAUCCGACCAUCCAUCCAUUCCUCAAUUAUUUUCAGGGAGAUUUACUUCGGGUGUCUGGCCCCUGUUGGAAAACUGAUUUUUUCUCGUUCCUCAGGAUCGCGCAUAAAGCUUAUUUAAAUCUUUAGCUGUUUCUAUGAGUCGCUUUUAUAUUUGUAUGCUGCUUUGCGAUUAGGUUAUGAAGGGUUUUUGUGAGAGGGCUUUUACUUCAAAAUAUUCUUCUAAAAGUUUGACCGAUUCCCCAAGUAGAAUUCCUCAAUCCGUUUGUUCAGAGCCAGGAUCCAGUGACAGUAAGUUAUCCAGGACUCCCUUGUGGUCAAGUUUUUUUUCAUCCGUAUUCUCAAUAUUUGAGACAUAUGGUGAGUCAUCAGCUGGUGAAAAGAAGGCAUUUAAUGGUAGAAACAAUGGGUGGACAGAAGCUGUAAAGAGAGUUGUUGCUGGUGGCUCAAUGAGGAGAAUUCACGAAAAGGUACUAGGCCUGAGCAAGACAGGCAUUUCUAGUUCAACUAGUGACAUAUGGCUUCUGGGUUUGCGGUAUAAAAUUUCCCAUGGAGAGUCUUUUGGAGACGAAACUAAUAAUAAUGGCUUUGAUGCUUUUGAACUAGAUUUCUCAUCAAGGAUAUUGAUUACAUAUCGUAAAGGAUUUGAUGCUAUUGGAGAUUCUAGGUGCACAACUGAUGUUCAUUGGGGUUGCAUGCUUAGGAGCAGUCAGAUGCUUGUUGCUCAGGCAUUGCUUUUUCAUCGAUUGGGAAGAUCUUGGAGAAGAUCGUUGCAUAAGCCACUGAAUCAAGAAUAUGUUGAAAUCUUGCACCUUUUCGGUGACUCUAAGGCAUCACCCUUCUCCAUUCACAAUCUUCUCCAAGCUGGGAUGGCUUAUGGUCUUGCUCCCGGGUCAUGGGUAGGCCCCUAUGCUAUGUGUCGCUCAUGGGAAACUUUAUCUCGCCGCAAACAAGAGGAAACUAACGUUGAAGGUCAUUCAUUGCCUAUGGCUUUUUAUAUUGUUUCUGGUGAUGAAGAUGGGGAACGAGGUGGAGCUCCAGUUGUCAGUGUUGAAGAUGCUUCUAGGCAUUGUUUGGAGUUUUCAAAGGGUCAAUUUGAUUGGACGCCCAUUCUUCUAUUGGUUCCUUUGGUUCUUGGACUUGAAAAAGUCAACCCUAGGUACAUUCCGUUGUUGGGGGCAACAUUCACCUUUCCCCAAAGCAUUGGGAUCUUGGGUGGGAAACCUGGUGCUUCAACUUACAUAGUUGGCUUGCAAGAUGAAAAAGCAUUCUACCUUGACCCACAUGAAGUUCAACCGGUAGUUCAUAUCAAAAGCGAUGAUCUUGAGGCUGAUACUUCAUCCUAUCACUGCAAUGUCGUACGACAUAUUCCCCUAGACUCCAUCGAUCCAUCCUUAGCAAUUGGAUUUUAUUGCCGAGAUAGAGAUGAUUUUGAUGAUUUUUGUUAUCGGGCUUCAAAGUUAGCGGAUCAAUCAAAUGGUGCUCCAUUAUUUACCGUGGCUCAUACCCUAGAUAAGCCGAAGCCAGUCAGCCACAAUGGUGUGUUGAGUGAUAGAGAUGGGGUACAAGCAGAUGAUUCCUUUGAUGUCGUGCCCAUGAAAGAUGCAGAGGAUCAUGCACAUGAGGAUGAUUGGCAGAUUCUUUAAUUGGAAAACAGAAAAAAAAAAAAAAAAAAAUGAGACAUGGGUGGGAGACAGCCAGUACUACUGAGAUUCGAAACCUGUGGGUGGUUGAUUUAUACUUGUAUUGGGUUGGGCUGCAUAGCCCCCCCUAAAGCACGUAACCAUAGAGCCCCCGAGUUUAAUUUACUCGUGUUUAAUUCAUUUCUUGUUGGGUACGUAAGGUUCAACGUUCUACAUUGAAUUUAAAUUGCUUUCUUUUCUUUUUUAUCUUUUCAUAUGUUUUCAAGCUGUUUAUAUAAUUGACCAACUAUUGGAUGUGUUCAA
Malania oleifera is the source of this 2167-nucleotide messenger RNA. RefSeq names its product cysteine protease ATG4-like. The transcript has 9 exons. Gene Ontology annotation, molecular function: protein-phosphatidylethanolamide deconjugating activity. Lineage: Eukaryota; Viridiplantae; Streptophyta; Magnoliopsida; Santalales; Ximeniaceae. The record is from RefSeq and is a predicted model, not a curated record. Bases 401 to 1867 code for a protein of 488 amino acids.